Chelmon rostratus (copperband butterflyfish) is the source of this 1002-nucleotide messenger RNA. Its product is annotated as elongation factor 1-delta-like. Gene Ontology annotation, cellular component: cytosol; eukaryotic translation elongation factor 1 complex. Gene Ontology annotation, molecular function: guanyl-nucleotide exchange factor activity; translation elongation factor activity. The transcript is spliced from 10 exons. Lineage: Eukaryota; Metazoa; Chordata; Actinopteri; Chaetodontiformes; Chaetodontidae. The coding region runs from base 102 to 914 and encodes 270 amino acids. Gene Ontology annotation, biological process: translational elongation. The record is from RefSeq and is a predicted model, not a curated record.
CGAGGCAGCACGCGAAGUGGCCGUUACCGAGCAAUAAAACGUCGAAUUAACACACGACUUCCCAUUCCAGUUACCAAAGGUAGCGUACAUUAUCCUGCAGCAUGCCAAAACAAAGUAACAUGAGUGGACUGCAGUGCCUCGCCUCAGAGAAGAUCUGGUUUGACAAACACUGCUUCGAUGAGGCAGAGAAGCGCUUCUACGAGGGAGCCAAUGGACCCUCCACUCAGCAGCAACAGGUGAAAACGGUCCUGCAGCAGGCCAAAGGGCGGCAGCAGAAACGGCAGCACAGAAACUCAUCCUCACAUGCAGGAGGAGACCAGGAGCUGGUUUCACGAAUGAAGAGCCUGGAACUGGAGAACCAGACUUUGCACAAAGUGGUGGAGGAAAUGAGAGCAGCCCUGCAGAAGCUGGAGUCCAGAGUGGUGGUGCUGGAAAAGUCCCCUGCACCUGCAGCCGUCUCACAUGCACAGGCUGCUCCAGUCAAGGCUGCGCCCGUCAAACAGGUGGAAAAUGGUGAUGAUGAUGAUGACGACGACGAUGAUGUAGAUUUGUUUGGCAGUGAUGAGGAUGAUGAGGAGGCAGCCCGCAUCAAGCAGGAGCGUAUUGAUGCCUAUGCAGCCAAGAAGUCCAAGAAACCUGCCCUCAUUGCAAAGUCAUCAAUCCUGUUGGACGUCAAGCCUUGGGACGAUGAGACUGAUAUGGCGAAGCUGGAGGAGUGUGUGCGCUCGGUGCAGAUGGACGGGCUCCUGUGGGGAGCAGCCAAACUGCUGCCAGUUGGCUACGGCAUCAAGAAGCUGCAGAUCAACUGCGUGGUUGAAGAUGACAAAGUUGGCACAGACAUCCUGGAAGAGGAGAUCACAAAGUUUGAGGACUUUGUCCAGAGUGUAGAUGUUGCUGCCUUCAAUAAGAUCUAAGCUCCACCAGCUCGCUACCUGGUCAGCCAAAGUGUCGCUGCUACUCCCGGCUUUCACGGUUAUUAAAAUGCUAAGUUUUGAGCACAAA